CCGCGCUCUCGGCAUGGCCGCUCUGCCCCGCCGCUGCUGAGGAGGCGCCGGGCCCGCGCCGCUGCCCGCUCCGCUGCCGCUCCCGCCGCCGCCGCCGCCCGCCGCGCCCCGCAGGGCCAUGGCCGACUGGGCCCCCGCUCAGGACCUGGAGUGGGACAUGGAGUCCCAGGAGCUGGCCCUGGAGCAGCCCCUGCCCGCCCCCGAGCAGGGCCCCGCCGGGGAGGCCGAGCUGCCGGCCGCCGAGAUCUCCCUGACGCUGGUCACCGAGAUCCAGGCCGUGGACAGGAAGGUGGACGCCCAGGCCGCCCAGCUGAUGAACCUGGAGGGGAGGAUGAGGAUGGCGGAAACGAAGCUGAUCGGCUGCGAGAAGACGGCGGUGGAGUUUGGGAACCAGCUGGAGAGCAAGUGGACCGCGCUGGGCACCCUCAUCCAGGAGUACGGGCAGCUGCAGAAGAGGCUGGAGAACAUGGAGAACCUGCUGAAGAACAGGAACUUCUGGAUCCUGCGGCUGCCCCCGGGGGCGAAGGGGGAGGUCCCCAAGGUCCCCGUGGCCUUCAAUGAUGCUUCGUUUAACUUCUCUGAGGAGGAGUGGAAGAGCUUGAACGAGUGGCAGAAGGAGCUUUACAGGCAUAUCAUGAAAGGCAACUACGAGGCCGUCAUCUCGAUGGAUGCUGCCAUUUCGAAGCCUGACCUCCUGUCGCGGAUCGAGCAAGGAGAGGAUCCCAACGUGGAGGAUCAGGAUGACUCUGAGGGAGGAGAAACCCCUACAGACCCCAGCACUGAGUUUUCCUUUCCUGGUCCCGAUGACAGCUCGUGGAGUAAAUACGAAGAGACUCUGGCUGAAAGCCACGAGGGCUCUGAAGAAGAGGAGAGCAUGGAGGUCCCCAGUACAUAUGAACAGCAGUGUGAUGAGGAAGGUCCCAAAAGCCUCGAGCUUCCUAGCUCGUUGGCGGGAAAGUGGGAAGAGGUUUUCUCAAGCCCAGAGGAAGAGGUAAAGCCAAGCGGCAAGAGCCGGAGCGGAUCGACCCCGCAGCAGAGAACUGCAACGGGCAACGGGCUGAGGCGCUCCGCUCGCCGUGGGAGAGACUUGGCCAGGAAGGACGCUCCUGAGGACACGACCGCAGUAGAGGGGCCGUACAUCUGCUGCGAGUGUGGGGAGAGCUUCCUGGACAAGCAGCUCUUCGCCACCCACCAGAAAGCGCACGCCAGCGAGGAAGCCUGCACUUCCCUGGAGCACGGAGAAAGCUUCAGGCAGAAAUCCAAACCAACCCCUACGAAAGCCCAGGGGCCCUCCCGCUCCAAACCGUCCAAGCGCCCCGAUGGGGAGAAGAGCUCUGGGUUCAAGUACGGCUUUGUCAGGCACCAGGUGAACAACAUGGUGGAGAGACCGUACACCUGCUCCCAGUGCAAGGAGAGCUUCAGCCUGGAAGUGAGCCUUAUCUUGCACCAGAAGCUCCAUACGGGGAAGGGCGACGGGCCGCUGACGUGCACCUACUGCGGGAAGGACUUCCGAGACCUCUCCAAAGCCAUCCGCCAUCAGCGCAUCCACACCGGGGAGAGGCCGUACCAGUGCACCGAGUGCGGGAAGAGCUUCAUCCGGCGGGACCACCUGCUCAAGCACUGGCGGGUCCACACCGGGGAGACCCCCUACCAGUGCCCUGUCUGCGGGAAGCACUUCCGCUACAAAGAGUCUCUGAAUUGUCACCAGAAAAUCCACUCCCGCAAUCCCCGGCCCAUGGAGGAUUCACAGCACAACCUGGAGUCGGCAACUCAAACCGGCCAUUUCUGCGUGAAAAAAGAAACUAAGCAUGACCUGGUCUGCAGCUCUGCAGGGUGGUGGCCACAGCUGCAACCGAUGCGUCCCAAGCGCUGGCUGCUGGAAGCUCCCGUUUCUCCCCCGUUCCCAUCCCGUUUCUCCCCCAUUCCCAUCCUGGAGCGGGCGCGGCCCGCGCGGCGGCGGCGGCCCGCCCGCCCCCUGCCGGCUCGGCGGGGCAGCGGCGGGGCCGGAGCGCCCAGCGCGGAGCGGCGGAGCCGGGACCCGGAGCCGCGCUCGGUCUCUCGCCGCCGCGCCCCCCGCCCCUACCACCCACCCCGCGCCUUCCCCGGUCGGGUCGGGCCGGGCCGCGCCCCGCCCCGCCGCGCCGCCCCGCCGCGCCCCCGCCCCGCCGCCGCCCCGCCGCGCCGCGCCGCCCCGGGCCCAGCCCGAUGCCCGGCGGCGGGCGGAGGUGAAGGAGCGAGCGGGCGCUGGAUCCUCCCGGCCGCGGCCCCCGGGGCCCCGGGCAGGGAACAAAGGGCCAUGGCCGAGGGGGCUCCCGCUCAGGCGCCGGAGCCGGUGCUGCAGCCGCGCUGCCCCUCGCCCCUCCGGCCGCCGGCCGGCCCCGAGCGCACCUCGGAGCGGGAGACGCAGACGGCCGAGCUGUCCCUGACAGUGGUGGCAGCCGUGCAGGCGGUGGAGAGGAAGGUGGAUUCCCAUUCUACCCGCCUGCUCGACCUGGAGGGUCGGACGGGGAUGGCGGAGAAGAAGCUGAUCGACUGCGAGAAGACGGCGGCGGAGCUGGGGAACCAGCUGGAGAGCAAGUGCGCGGCGCUGGGCACCCUCAUCCAGGAGUACGGGCUGCUCCAGCGGCGCCUGGAGAACAUGGAGAACCUCCUGAAGAACAGGAACUUCUGGAUCCUGCGGCUGCCCCCGGGCAGGAAGGGCGAAGUCCCCAAGGUGCCGGUGACGUUUGACGACGUGUCCGUGUAUUUCAACAACAAGGAAUGGGAGAAGCUGGAGGAGUGGCAGAAGGAGCUGUACAAGAACGUGAUGAAGGGGAACUAUGAGUCGCUCAUCUCCCUGGACUAUGCAAUUUCCAAACCUGGUGUUUUGUCUCAGAUCGAGCAAGGAGAAGAAUCACGGGUCAGGAACGAGCAGGACUUGGAGGAGAGUGAGAUCAUGACCGAUGCCACCGCAGCUGGUAUAAGGGUUGUGAUCAAAACGGAGGAGCUCCUUCCUGAAGACAGCCCCGAAAACCCCGAGCUGCGCGGAAUGUCGGGGCAGUCGGAGGGGAGCUUCCAGAGUCCGGACGAGGAGGCAGCCUGCGAGAGCCCCUACGGCUCCGUCUCUCCUCCGAGGGACCUCCCGGCAACCAGCGUGGGUGACUCCUCCGAAUACGUAGCUGACUUCAACGAGAUCCAGAGGGUCAUCGUUCACCACGGGAGCUGCACAGAGGACGGGAUCGUGAUCAAGACGGAGGAGGAGGGGGAGGAGGACGACCCCGACCCCCUGGAGCCGUGCGCCAUGUUCUCAGGCAGGACCGAGCCGCCGGCGUUCCCCAGCCACGAGGCCGGGGUGGGCUGCGAGGCGCAGUGCAGCUCCAAAACGCAGCCCAGGAGCCUGGCGGCCGCCCGUGUGGGGAAGCCCCCCGCCUGCGAGAGGGACUCCGGGGAGAUGAAGCCAGCGAUCGCCCAGCAGCGGAACCGGACGAGGGAGAGACCCUACAUCUGCCCCGAGUGCGGGAAGAGCUUCAUGCUCAAGAUCAACUUCAUGAUCCACCAGCGCAACCACCUCAAGGAAGGGCCCUACGAGUGCCACGACUGCGACCUCAGCUUCCGCAACAAGCAGCAGUUCCUGCUGCACCAGCGCAGCCACACGCGCCGCGGCGUGGGGGUCCCCCGACGCCCCGAGCACGGCCUCAAGCCCCAGCCGCGGCCCCCGCCCCCGGGGAAGCCCUACAAGUGCUCCGAGUGCGAGAGCAGCUUCAGCCACAAGUCGAGCCUCAGCAAACACCAGAUCACCCACGUCGGGGAGCGGCCCUUCACCUGCGGCGAGUGCCGGAGGAGCUUCCGCCUGCAGAUCAGCCUCAUCAUGCACCAGAGGAUCCACGCCGGCAAGAGCGAGAUGGCCUUCCUCUGCCCCCAGUGCGGGAAGAACUUCACCCGGCCCUCCCACCUCCUGCGGCACCAGCGGACUCACACCGGCGAGCGGCCCUACCAGUGCAGCCAGUGCGAGAAGACCUUCAGCGAGAAGUCCAAGCUCACCAACCAUUACCGCAUCCACACCCGGGAGCGCCCGCACGCCUGCGCCGUCUGCGGGAAGGGUUUCAUCCGCAAGCACCAUCUCCUGGAGCACCAGCGCAUCCACACGGGCGAGCGGCCCUACCACUGCACCGAGUGCGGCAAGAACUUCACCCAGAAGCAUCACCUCCUGGAGCACCAGCGGGCGCACACCGGCGAGCGGCCCUACCCCUGCACCGAGUGCACCAAGUGCUUCCGCUACAAGCAGUCCCUCAAGUACCACCUGAGGACGCACAUGGGAGAGUGA
This is a messenger RNA of Grus americana (Whooping crane), 4303 nucleotides long. RefSeq lists its product as uncharacterized. The transcript has 13 exons. Gene Ontology annotation, molecular function: RNA polymerase II cis-regulatory region sequence-specific DNA binding; DNA-binding transcription factor activity. Gene Ontology annotation, biological process: regulation of transcription by RNA polymerase II. The coding region runs from base 119 to 4303 and encodes 1394 amino acids. NCBI's taxonomy places the organism in Eukaryota, Metazoa, Chordata, Aves, Gruiformes, Gruidae. The record is from RefSeq and is a predicted model, not a curated record.